Molecule: messenger RNA, 1116 nt
Organism: Chlorella variabilis
Lineage: Eukaryota; Viridiplantae; Chlorophyta; Trebouxiophyceae; Chlorellales; Chlorellaceae
Exons: 6
Coding region: 1-1116 (371 amino acids)
Molecular function (GO): protein binding
Source: RefSeq, a predicted model, not a curated record
AUGAAGGCUACCCGAGUGCUGCUGCUGUGUGCGGCGGCCUGCCUGCUGCUCACCGGUGCCCGGGCUGAGGACGAGGGCUCCACGGAGCCAUGUGCUGAGGUGGACCCAGACAGCGGCGGCUGCAUCCAGCCCGACCCCCCGGUGGAUGGCGGCGACGGUGGCAGCGAGCCCGGAAUUCUUCCCGCCCCCGGCGGGACUGAGGGCGGCGGCGAGGGCGAGGGCGAGGACGACGUUUUCGAGGGCGGCGAGGGCGAGGACGACGGUUUCGAGGGCGGCGAGGGCGAGGUUGUCGAGGGCGAGGGCGGCGAGGGCGGCGAGGGCAGUGAGGGCGGCAGCGGCACGAGCGACUGCGACACCGAUCCCACAGGCCCAGACUGCCCCCAGGUGGACGACGGCGAGGGUGGCGGUAUUGGCGGCGAUCCCGACUGCGUGCCCGACCCUGACACAAACGAGGUGCCCGACAAGUGCCUGAUGUACAUGAAUGAGGAGAGCCCCGCCUGCACCAAGGGCCCCAACGGAGUCGUGAAGUGCAAGGACAACGUGCGCGGUCCCACCGGCGGCGCCCGCGGCUGCAGCUGCAUUGAGCUCUGGGCCCCAGUCUGUGGCGCAGAUGGCAAGGUGUAUGCCAACGCCUGCAAGGCCCGCUGCGCCAAGGUGUCGGCCAAGUACAAGUGCUCCACCAAGCGGCUGGGCUAUGCGGCGUGCAAGAAGAGAUGCGCAGCCGCGGCCAAGCCCCCCGGCUGCGUGUGCCCCAUGAUCUGGGCGCCCGUGUGCGGGCGGGACGGCAAGGUGUACGACAACGACUGCUUCGCCAGGUGCGCCAAGGCCAAGCCCGCCUUCCAAUGCGGCAUCAACAUGGCCGCCUGCAAGAAGGAGUGCAAGUGCCGGUCGGCGUGCGGCACGAACAAGGCAUGCGUCGCCAAGUGCAAGCCGGCGAAGCCCCGCCCCAAGCCCAUCUGCAUCUGCGGCAAGGUCUACGCCCCGGUGUGCGCCAAGAACGGCCGCGUGUACAACAACCCCUGCCUGGCCAAGUGCGCCAAGACCUCCAUCAAGUCACGCUGCGAAAGCAAGAACACGAAGCUGUGCGCCCGGAAGUGCAAGAAGGGCGGGUGGUAA